Molecule: messenger RNA, 960 nt
Organism: Fonsecaea pedrosoi CBS 271.37
Lineage: Eukaryota; Fungi; Ascomycota; Eurotiomycetes; Chaetothyriales; Herpotrichiellaceae
Exons: 2
Coding region: 1-960 (319 amino acids)
Source: RefSeq, a predicted model, not a curated record
AUGGCCGAAUAUCAUGAAAAAGAUCCGUUCGAGGUAACUAGCGAUCCCUCAGCCUCAAAUCCGAACACAAAUUUCCCAUUAGAGGGCCGAGACAUAUUUACAGUGUCAGAAUCAGAGCUGGCUGCUAUUGCUGACACCGCUCCAUCACUUCAUACGCUUAGCGGUGCACGAGUAGCUCGAAUCUCACGAAACCUUGUGAUCAAGAAAUCGAUGUUGACCCUCCCUUCCGAAGCCGAAGCCAUGAAAUUGGUUUCUCAAAGGACAUCUAUCCAUCUUCCUCGGGUUUACCGAUCGUUUACUGUCUACGGGACUGGCGGUAUCUACGACUCCACUGGAUAUAUUGUUAUGGACUAUAUCGACGGUAUUUGUCUUUCAAAAUGUUGGGAGACGCUCCUUCCCAACGAACGCGAUGAUGUCAUUCGUCAAGUCGUGGAUAUGAUACGAGAAUUACAGUCUCUUCACCUCCCCUUCGUGGGCCCAAUUGGUGGCGGACCUAGCCACGGGAAAUGGUUCUCAAUAUACGGCUCCGGACCGUUUACUGGUGUUUCGGAUUUUGAAGAGUAUUGUAACGGAAGACUUGAGAUGGCAAAAACGACCGGAAAUACACCGACCAGUACCCCUCCUUUCAAAUUCUCGAGUUUCGUCAUGGUCCAUCAAGAUAUUGCACCUCGAAAUCUACUUCUACAUCCUUCUGGGCGGCUAUAUCUUAUCGACUGGGGAUGUGCGGGUGCAUAUCCUCCAAUUUUCGAAGCGGCUGCAGUCGCUCGCGAGUCAGACGAUGAUGGAUUCAGCCAUUCAGUUCUCCAGAGGCUUGAAUAUAACCAGCAAGCGCUUCAGCAACUUAUGAGUAUUCGCGCAGUCCUACAUUUUUUCAAUGAAACUGAUGUAAGUUUCUGUAACAUAAUCUCAUGGUUUCUAUAUAACUCACCAAUUCAUGGGAUUUUAAGGUCGAGAAGCUAG